AUGUCCGCUAAGUCGACCUUUCAAGCUGUCUUUGACAAGGCAGAGGAGAGUACCAUACCAGAGAUGCAAAGUUUUUACAUCACACUGCCGAAGCACGGUUACCAAGUUGUUAACGAAGCAGAUGAACUGAGUGCCAUCAAUACCGACACUCUAAUGAAAGCCUUCCUACAGGAUGGUCUUGUGAAAGAAUGGCAACUGCAGGCUGGCGCGUCCCAGUUCGAAGAGACUCCGUGGGCCAAAUUCACAGACGACAAAGAUUCGUCCGCUAAAAUUCUGUGCAAGAGGAUUAACAUGGUCAUGCCCAUUCCGAAGCUCCCAAUGUGUGCCGAUGAGAGCCGAGUUAUUGUGUACUACUGGCUGCGUUUGGAAGAGGACGACGGUUCAAUACGGCUCGAGAGUUUAUCACAAAGUCUGGACGCCCCCUUUUGCACAUAUUUCACCAAUGCUGAGCGAGCCGUCUUUCGUGAUGCCAAAGAUGAGAAUGGGAACGAUUGUGUGACAAUGAAAAAGGAGUGUGGAUGUAAUUUCGUGAAAUUUAUGAUGAUGAAAUCUCAAGUUAGCAAGAAUGUGGCGAGUUCGAGCGCUGAGGGGACGAAAUUCCUCGAGCAGGCCAUAACGAAGAUAACGCAGGCAUAAGGUAUGCAGAGACGCAGAUUUAUAUUAUCUCUAACAUCGUUGAUCGAACCAUUAUGUUGGUAGUAAUUGCGUCGCUCCGCUGUAAUCCGAUUUCCG
Messenger RNA from Perkinsus marinus ATCC 50983, 732 nucleotides. RefSeq lists its product as hypothetical. The transcript has 7 exons. Lineage: Eukaryota; Perkinsozoa; Perkinsida; Perkinsidae. The record is from RefSeq and is a predicted model, not a curated record. Bases 1 to 636 code for a protein of 211 amino acids.